Messenger RNA from Labrus mixtus (cuckoo wrasse), 5034 nucleotides. RefSeq names its product E3 ubiquitin-protein ligase MARCHF6-like. Bases 220 to 2973 code for a protein of 917 amino acids. Gene Ontology annotation, cellular component: endoplasmic reticulum membrane. The record is from RefSeq and is a predicted model, not a curated record. Lineage: Eukaryota; Metazoa; Chordata; Actinopteri; Labriformes; Labridae. Gene Ontology annotation, molecular function: zinc ion binding. The transcript has 26 exons.
GUGAUUGCGCGUGGUUGCCAUCUAGCGGUGAAAACAGCGAACAGUCGGGUUGUUGCUUUGCGUAUGUCCUGGCCGCUUGUUCAUGUAACUUUGGAUCCUCAUUUAUGAAAUGAAAACGCGUUAAUUCUUAACGUUUCAUACCUUCACAUCACAGGCCGCAGGAGCUCAGAUGUCUGCGUGCAGAUAGCGAUAAUCGCGGACUAGCUUGGUGGAGUCAAGAUGGACACCGCGGACGAAGGAGACAUCUGUCGGGUAUGCCGGUCAGAGGGUACCCAGGACAAGCCCCUCUACCACCCCUGUGUCUGCACCGGCAGCAUCAAGUUUAUCCAUCAGGAAUGCUUACUGCAGUGGCUGAAACACAGCCGCAAAGAAUACUGUGAACUCUGCAAACACAGGUUUGCAUUUACACCAAUCUACUCUCCAGACAUGCCGUCCCGCCUGCCUGUCCAGGAUAUUUUUGCAGGCUUGGUCACCAGUAUUGGAACUGCAAUCAGAUACUGGUUUCACUACACGCUGGUGGCCUUUGCCUGGCUUGGCGUGGUGCCUCUCACUGCAUGUCGCAUCUACAAGUGUUUGUUUACCGGCUCUGUGAGCUCUCUCCUCACCCUGCCUCUGGACAUGCUGUCCACACAAAACCUACUGGCAGACUGCCUCCAGGGCUGUUUUGUGGUCACGUGCACGCUGUGUGCUUUCAUCAGCCUGGUGUGGCUGCGAGAGCAGAUCGUUCAUGGUGGUGCCCCUCUCUGGUUGGAUCAGCAUCAACCCCCUCUGGUUCCUAACCCCCCUCAUGGUCCUGCUCCGGCUAAUGAGGCGGCUGCAGAUGAAGCAGCAGCAGCGGGGCCCCCUGCUCCAGGCGGGCCAGAGCCCGCCGACCCAAACGAGGCUGGUAACCACGGAGAUGAGGCCGAACUGGAUGACGAGGAAGAAGAUGAGGACGGGGAGGAAGACGAGGAGGAGGAGGAGGAUGAGGAAGGCAGGGAGGAGGAUGCUGCUGAUGCCAAUAACGGAGGACAAGAUCUUAACUGGAACGCCCUGGAGUGGGACCGUGCAGCAGAGGAGCUAACCUGGGAACGGAUGCUGGGGCUGGAUGGCUCUUUGGUUUUCUUGGAGCAUGUGUUCUGGGUGGUGUCUCUCAACACUCUCUUCAUCCUGGUCUUUGCGUUCUGUCCGUAUCACAUCGGUCAUUUCUCCGUGGUUGGACUGGGCUUUGAGGACUACGUGAAAGCUUCUCACUUUGAUGGCCUCAUCACCACCAUCCUGGGAUACAUCCUCCUGGCUGGAGCUCUCAUCGUCUGCCAUGCGUUGGCUUCAUUAGUGAGGUUCCAGCGGUCCAGACGUCUCCUGGGUGUCUGCUACAUCGUCGUCAAGGUGUCCCUGCUGGUUGUCAUGGAGAUCGGCCUGUUCCCUCUGAUUUGCGGAUGGUGGCUGGACAUUUGCUCCUUGGAGAUGUUUGAUGCCACUCUGAAGGACAGAGAGCAGAGUUUUGACUCAGCCCCCGGGACCACCAUGUUCCUCCACUGGCUGGUGGGCAUGGUCUACGUCUUCUACUUUGCCUCCUUCAUCCUGCUGCUCAGAGAGGUACUGAGGCCCGGUGUCCUGUGGUUCCUGAGGAACCUUAAUGAUCCGGACUUCAACCCGGUCCAAGAGAUGAUCCACCUGCCCAUCUACAGACACCUGCGGAGGUUCAUACUCUCUGUGGUGGUGUUUGGCUCCAUAGUUCUGCUGAUGCUUUGGCUUCCCAUCAGAAUAAUCAAGCUUUUCUUCCCAUCCUUCCUCCCCUACAACGUCAUGCUGUACAGCGACGCCCCGGUCAGCGAGCUCUCUCUGGAGCUGCUGCUGCUGCAGGUCGUUCUGCCCGCACUGCUGGAGCAGGGACACACGCGCCAGUGGCUCAAACGGCUCGUCCACGCCUGGACCUUCACCGCUGGAUACAUGCUUGACCUUCACUCCUACCUGCUGGGGGAUCAUGACGACGAUGACAACCAGCCAAACAACAACCUACCUGGUCGCCUUAACAACAACAGGAUACCUGGCCUUGGGGAGGGCCUUCAUGCUGCCCAUCAGGCCAUCCUGCAGCAGGGAGGUCCGGUGGGUUUCAGGUCGUACCACCGGCCCAUCAACUUCCCUCUAAAGAUUGUCCUGCUGGUCAUCUUCAUGUGUGUCACCUUGUUAAUGGCCAGUUUGAUCUGCCUCACGCUGCCAGUGUGUGCAGGUCGCUGGCUCAUGUCUUUCUGGAUGGGCAACGCCAUGAUCCACGAGCUGUACACCGCCGCCAGCGGCCUGUACGUCUGCUGGCUGUCCAUUCGAGCCGCCACCGUGAUGCUGUCGUGGAUGCCACAGGGGCGCAACGUCAUCAUGGUCAAAGUCCAUGAGUGGACACUGAUGAUACUGAAGACCCUGGUGGUGGCGGUCAUGUUAGCCGGUGUGAUCCCUCUGCUGCUGGGUUUGUUGUUUGAGCUGGUCAUCGUAGCUCCUCUCAGAGUCCCACUGGACCAGACGCCGCUCUUCUACCCCUGGCAGGACUGGGCGUUGGGCGUGCUUCAUGCUAAAAUCAUCGCUGCCAUCACACUCAUGGGUCCUCAGUGGUGGCUCAAAACGGUCAUUGAGCAGGUGUAUGCUAACGGUAUCCGUAACAUUGACCUCCACUUCAUCGUGCGCGGCCUGGCUGCUCCGGUCAUCUGCGUCCUGCUGCUGUCUCUGAGUGUCCCUUACACCAUCUCUAGAGGCAUCACACCGCUGCUGGGUGUGCAGCCGGAGAUGCAGACGCUGGUGGACAGGAGGAUCUAUCCGUUCCUGCUGAUGGUGGUCACCCUGCUGGCCAUCCUGACCUUCCAGAUCAGACAGUUCAAACGCCUCUACGAGCACAUCAAGAACGACAAGUCAGUAGACCCAGAACAAUCUGAGUUAGAAAGUCAAAUACUAGGAUGUACAGAGCUCUGUGUUUCAUGUAUCUGGUUGGGCAGCGACUGGUGAACUACGAGCGGCAGGCGGGCAGGAGCUCCUCCUCGUUCAGCCCCUCCUCGUAGACGCUGCUGAGGGAUCAGUGGAGCCCACUCGCUCUGUCCAGCUCUCAGGGCUUUGAUCCGCUCCUGUGGGGAAACCUGCAGGAUCCAAACUGGACUGAAGUGGAGUCCUCUGAUUUAUCUGCUGCUGUCAUGAAUGGGAGACAAAGACUUUAAAAACAUGUUAAAGCAGCAGCAGAGAGCGUAACAGUGUGACUCUGCGUGUUGGGAUGACGUCUGUAGUGAGACUUUAUUUUAGAAUGGGUUUGAGUUGAAAGAGGUCGGCUUGAGUUUAGACUCGACCUCAGGUUGUGCUUCCUCUGAAUGUUCGUUUGUCUUGGUCUCAGCGAGUCUCUGUUUACGGGACGUGUCUGACAUUUCACAGCUCUGAAGGAGAUCUUUGGACUGAAGUGUGAAUGCCGCUCUUCUUAUCUGAAGCUGUCAUCAACAACGGGUGCUCUGUGAUACGGAGGGGCACACCUGAUGUAGCAAUGUGAUUUUAUUAUUUUUAAACAUGAUUUUAUUAAGUGUGUCUGUUGAUUUUGAGUGAUUGGAAUAAGGAGGAGCUGUGAGAGAACUACUCACAGCAUGCCUGUUAUACACUCUGACUGAUUUUAAAAACCUUAUUGAAGUGCUGCUAACAGCUGAUGAUAGAAACAUCCAAACACUGAUUCUCUGUUGGAAGAAAGCGACUGACCUUCAUCACAUUCAUCUCAGAACAAACCACAUCAUCUCUGAAGGACCUGCAGGGAUGAAGGAUAUUAUCGUACUGAAGAUUAAAUCAGCAGAGGGUGAGACAUCCCGACUGUUACCACACCGACGCUUUCCUACAUUUCAAAUUCACGUGCGUGCGUGUCAGUUGAAGCCUCUGUUACUGUUACAUCGUGAGGAUGUAUUUUCAUAAAGCACGCCUGAUGUCAUUGGAUCACCUGAUACCUGCCUCUCUGAACGAUGUGUUCAUGUGUUACGAAAGCGUAUAGAUGGUUUUUAAUGUGCCAAACACAGAAAGUCUACUGCAAGAAAGAGAGAGGAGCAGCGAUUGGUCAUGGCCGAUUCCGAUGUUUAGAACAACGUCUUAGCCGAUUCAUGAAUUCUUUUGGUGACUCCCACAAUGCGACAUUUUCUCAUCGUGUGGUCAAACAUGUCUGUUGUUUCUUAGAGUCAGUCUGACGCUCCCUGUGUGAAGAUUUCAAGUCAGUGUGUUGUUGUUGUCGUCCCGUGUGUUCACAGCGUUGUUCUGCUCGACUGGCGCCCUGACAAACCUUUACACCCGUCACGUUUCUAAAGCACCUUUUAGAACUUUAAGUCAAAUUGCACAACAUUUCUAAUGGAUGCACUUUUCUUUAGAUGGUGUUCAGACUCUUCUCAUCACCGUGUUUCACAGGCGAGGGUUCAUUCUGUCUGACAUCUUUUUUUUUUUUAAUCAAGUAGAAAGUUUUUUUCUAAUACAUCGUUUGAAUGUUUCACUUUUUUUUUUUUUCACCGUUUGCAAUCUUUUUAGAAUCACGAACACUGUCGUCACAGAGAGUAUGUGUUUGAGUUCUCCUCUCACUGAGGCGUCGGCGCGUCACGGCGCUCGCUCUGCUCUGUCAGCUGUGCGUCAUCUGUUCCUCACACUGACACGUGUCGCCUGUUUGUUCUAUGUUUUUCUGUUACGAUGUGUGCGUGCGUGCGUGGUUAACAUGAACUUGAGUGCUGCUGUGUGUGGAUGCUCACAUUAUUUGGAUGAAGCGCUAAAGUGACCUUUUAGUGAGCCAUGAACUGAGCCGGACACUUUCCAGUUAUGGUCUUCGAUUUCAAUUUGUAGAAGCGAAUGAUUUCUAUUUUUAUAAGUGCAGGACGGAGGUGUUGGCAUGUACUUCUUCAUUGUUCUGGUUCUUUAGUAUGAAACCAUAAUAAACCGUUUUCAUCAGACUCUGCUGUUUUCUUUUCUCCUCGCUCACUGAUGAUGCUGUGGUGACAUCAUCUCAGAGAGCUUCAGAUGACUAACACUACGAGAACCUACAAAAUAAAAUCCUGCUUCAGAAACCUG